CGACGGCACGUUAUUUUACGCUGCCAGCCCGCAAAGAAGGCCUCAAAACGGGUCCACAAAACUGCUCAGGGGAGACGAUUUGGAUUAAUCUGAGCUGAGGAGAAAGAGAUUAUGGCAGAGCAAAACGCGUCCUCCGACGGCGAGCCCUUGAAGGAAAUGCGGCCGCGCGUAUCAUCCAUCGGAAGAGGUGCCGGUGGCCCUGGCGACCAGUCGAGAAGACGUCAGUUCAAGGCCCGCUCGAGGGAGCUGGAGAGAGGCGUCUCCGUUCCCGUGCUUUCGCCCGGCAGCGAAGCAAAGGCCCCGCUCCCCCUAUCCACGAAGGAGGUCGUGAGCGUUGGCCACGGUCAGGGACACGAGUUCGUAAAGAAGACGUUUUUUCAGCCGACUUUUUGUCAUCACUGCGCGGAGCUACUGUGGGGGCUGAAGGGUCAGGGAAUGAAGUGCAUGAUUUGCAAUUUCGUCAGCCAUGAAAAGUGCAUCCCGAAUCUCAGUGUCUCCUGCCGACACAUUAUUGCUGGAAAAAUCACGGAUCCCGUGGCCCAUCAGUGGACGCAACCGAGGUCCUUCCACCGCAAGAAAUGGUGCAACGUGUGUCGCAAGAGGAUCCACGCCAAGGGUGUCAUCUGCGAAGUCUGCAAGCUCUACUCACACACCGUGUGCAAAGCCAACGCCUUCAACAAUUGCAAGAAUUGCGCAACCUACAACAACGGUGUCAAGCAAGAGAUACGCCACCACUGGAUCGAGGGGAACCUCACAUCCUCCGCCCGCUGCGUAGUGUGCACCAAGAACUGCUCGACGGAAAAUUCUCUCUCCGGUUUCCGAUGCGGCUGGUGUGGCUACAAUGUCCAUUCGGCCUGUAUAGGUCAGUUGGAGGAGAGAGAGGCUAACGAGAGGGUGUGUACCCACCGUGACCUUUGGCACCUGGUCCUGGCGCCGCGAGCUGUGACCCACCGCCAGUCGGUGAAGAGUCACGUGGAGCAGGAGAGAGAGGAGGAGGCUGUGGAUGGUGAGGCCCUGUCCCCCACGCCUGCUGACGGGCCCGAAGAAGAAGAGGAGGAAGAAGAUGAGUACGGAAGUAAGGGGCGCCCCAUCAUCAAUCAUCGAUGGCAGCGGAGGACAGACUGACUUCAAGAA
Molecule: messenger RNA, 1134 nt
Organism: Geodia barretti
Lineage: Eukaryota; Metazoa; Porifera; Demospongiae; Tetractinellida; Geodiidae
Source: the annotation of a GenBank genome assembly